Molecule: messenger RNA, 5753 nt
Organism: Paramormyrops kingsleyae
Lineage: Eukaryota; Metazoa; Chordata; Actinopteri; Osteoglossiformes; Mormyridae
Source: RefSeq, a predicted model, not a curated record
GAUGUGAUACUGUGCAGCCCUACCUACAGGUAAGUUAUUCAUCUUCAGCAUCAUGUAGAAGUUUGUAUUGGCGUUAAAUGCUAGAAUGACUAAGUGUGGUACUAGUGGAAUUUUUUGUGGUUGAAGUUCAGCUGCAAAUGGAGAACCAGGAGAUUGAACUUGCUCCUCAAUCUGUUCCUCUCAUACAGUGGCCAAGCCCACAGUGGGGAAGGUCGUCACCCAGUUUGUGGUCAACAAGUUCAACUCGCUACAGCAAAGGCUGCCCAUCAUUAGCGCUCCCCAGGUGGCGGGCAGCCUCCAGAAAGUGGCUCUGCCGUCCGGCCACCUCUUGGUGGUCGGUCCCUCCCUCCCUAGUCGAAGCCCUCAGACAGAGCAAGGGGUGCAGGGUGCGACUGCUGCGUCCACAGUGAUAUCCCCAAGCAAGCUGCCUCGGGGAGGCAGUAGUGUCCAGGAGCCUGCCUCCCCUAACAGCAGUAAUGUUCACCCCACUUCAAGCUCCUCUGCAGCCGCAGGCUCUUUUGGCACUGCUGGUGUCAUUAACGUCCCCCCUAUCACCCUCCUAUCUGUCCCGCCCGGUCUCCAAAGGGAAGAGACCUCACCAACCAAAGGCACUGUGGCCAAAUCCCCCGGCAGUGCUGCUGCUCCUCCUCGAAUGCUCCUGAUCCCCGUCUCUCAAGCUGUCCCAACAGUCCGUCCAGCCACCACGGCAGCCAUCACCCCAGGGCAGAAGAUGAUACUGCAGCCUGUGCGUGGCACGACGGGCACAAACCUCUACCGGCACCCCAAUGGGCAGCUGGUGCAGCUGGUGCCUCUUAGCCAGCUGCGGGCCAUCCAGCCCAACCUAGUCAUCCGCAGCCCAGGUGGAGUCGUCCGCUUGCCUACACCUUCUGUCACUGUGUCAAACCCAGCCAUUUCCCCCACCUCCGCUAACAAGCCCCCACUAGCCACUGCUGUCACCAAGGUCAUCACAGCCACCUCUCCAACUCCAGUCGUAAACCAGUCCCCAACUGGCAGCAUCCUCACCAGCACUGUCACUAUCCAAGCCACCUCCCCUACCACACUUCCAGAGUCACCUGGCUGCAGCUCUGACGGAGUCACCAAGACGACCCCAUCCACUCUGGCUACUUCACCUGCUUCUGCACCUAAACUCUCUUCCCUCUCAGGUGCUACAGCCUUUACGCUCAGCACCCUCACUCCGUCCCUCAAAACCAUUCCUGGAUUUCUCGGUCAGACUGGGACCUACACAGUCAGAAUUGCCCCGGGAACCAAGGAGUCCAAGGUCAUCACCCUCAAUCCAACAGGAUCGCUACCAAAUUCUCCAGAGGUUCUCUCUGGCCAGAGUGGUUUCACCUUGCUUCAGAUUCCAAAACCUGCUGUCACUGUAAAACCCACUGUAAGCCAAGUUGUGAUCACACCAACGAAACCAGACGUGGUCCCCGAUAUAUCAGCAAAGAAUGACACUAUCAGCUCCCCUUCCUCAAAGGACCAGGCUCCUGAGAUCCACGAGGAUAAAGAUCCUUCCCAGGAUGCCCCAGUGGCACCAGUCUGUGCCGAUCACUCCUAUACUAGUGAUCAAGACUCGGAAAAAGAGUCAAAGGCUAGUGCAGAUGAUGGCUCAUUUGCUGCUGGCUCUACUCUGGAGAAACCAAGCUCUGUCAGUUCUGCAGCAAGUCCAACCACCAAACCAAGUGAAACCAUUCUCAAUUCAGGGCCCUCCACUAUGGUUGGCCAGCAGCCACCCAGCCUCAUGGUCCCAGUAAUAAACAUCUCAGAGGUCAUCAGUGCAGUAUCCACUGCUGAAAAGUGCUCCCAGGAGUCUGAUUCGGAGUCACCUUCUGGGGCUGCAGUUCCCGGGCCAGUGGAUACGAGUUGUGAUGUGUUGCCGGUGGAGCGGGAGGUCAUACCCAAGGCGUCCCAGGAGAAGCGGCUCUUGGAAGAAGGAGAGGUAGAGGUGGAGGCAGACAUGGAAGUAACUGGGGAAUCGGAGGAUUUGACUGACGACUCUGAUGAAGAAUCUGAAGAUGAGAGUAUCGGCUUAGCCAUGGACCCAGAAGACAGUGAGGAGGAUGAAUCUGUGGAUAUUGAGACCGUAGAAGAGUUAACAGAAAAAAUCAACAUUGCACGAAUGAAGGCAGCUGCUAUGCAGAUGAAGUUGGACAAAGUACUCAUGUAUGAAAACAAGACAGUGAUCGAAUCCAAAGAAUCGGCGCAGAAGAGACGGGAGGAGACAGAUGUGGAAGAGCAGGCAAACGUGGCGGGCCGCAUCCAGCACAACGUAACAGAGCGGCGGCGACGCACUGAGCUCCGGGGGCUCUUCGAGAAGCUGAGGCACAUACUGGGCCUGCAUCACAUGCCCAAAGCCUCCAAGUACUUCAUACUGAAACAGGCUAAUGGCGAAAUACAGGCUUUGGUGGAUCAGAAUGACCACCUGGAAGAGAGAAAGAGGUUGUUAAAUCGACAACGUUCUACUUACAUCAAGAAGAUCUCUCAGACAUCUGGAAAGACAGAGGAGCUGAUCAUCAAGAAGCUACAGGACAUCUGUGCCAAACAGAAGAGCUUGGAAGCUCAGAGGAAGAAGAAGGCUGGGGUGUCUGUGGACCCCAAACCUAGCAAGCCAAAGGUUUCACCACCUGCAAACAUGGAGAGCCUGUCCAGACCAUAUUCUUCAUCGAGGAGGCCUAAUAUUUUAUCCCGGAGAAAACUCCCAGUGUCUCAAGUGGUGCCCACCGCAUCGGUGUCUGCGAAUGAUGGGUCUCUUGUCUCAGGACUCAAUGCUGUGGUGUCAAACCAGCAAGGUCUAACUGUCAAGAGUCCACUGGAGCCCAUCACGACACUUCUACAGCCAAAUAAGAUAACUGGCAGUGGAGUGGUGCUUUCCCCUGUCCCUGGUGUGGCUUCAGUGACAAUUAAUGUCCCAGGAGUGUCACUUCCGAUUCAGGUCAAGAGCCCACUUCCUGAUGCUUCUGUUUCAUUGUCAAGUCAACCUACAAGCAAAAAAAACAACUCGGAAGUUGCAGCACCGAAAAAUUUAACCAUCACUAAAAUCAUAAAUAUCAAGUCAGUUCUGCCCUCUCCACAAAGAUCAGAGCAAAGUGAUCAGAAUUCAUCCAAGUCCACCCAGCACCUUGCCUCCUGCCCGGGGCCUGGUCCUGAAUCAGGAGGAGAUCUGGAGGGAGCCACCCAAGAAAAACGGGGCUUAGAAGAUGGAGAAGUGAUCGGAGACCAGCUUUCUUGUGACAGGCCGAGGGUUCCCACAGAGGAACCGACGGUUAAUGGCAUAGGUACCAUCAACCAAGAUGAAGAGGACGAUGACGACACAGAUGAUGAUCCUGAAGAUGAGAGGCUGACAUCACUGCUCAAUGAGAUCGCUUUCCUCAACCAGCAAACGAACAGUGAGGACUCUGAGGGCACACAGUCCCAAACACAGAGGGUCAAGCAUGCCCUGCAAAGAGGGGAGACUCUCAACCCUGAACCGGUGGAUCAUGGGAAGGGACAUGAGGGCGAUGAUGAACGCUCCCUCAGCCCACUCUUCCUCCAGCUGGAUGAGGACCUGCUGGGAUCAAUGGAGGAUCAGUCGGAGGAGAAAUUACCUCGAGCAGGAGCAGAUGAUUUGGUCAAAGUAUCUUUUGGAUCGAGAAAUCAACCAGAACAUAAACGUGAUGCAACUGUGGCCAAUGGCCUUCGACAAAAGACCCCUCCCAGCUCUGUUAAAGCGGGGGCUCUGACUCCACCCCCCCUCCUGCAAAUGAAAGCUGGAAAUGCUGCAGUGUCCGCAGACUCGAAGUCCAAAGGUGGUGAGAACGAAAGCGAGGUCUCCUGGAGGCCCAUGCCACGGCUUGCCCCAUUGGGACGAAAGAUGAGCAAUCCAAAUCAGGACAUGGACAUGGGGGUCAGGACCCCCCCAGACCCUCUAAAUCAGCAUAAAGAUAACACUCAGAACACCACCUGAUAGUCUUCCUUGUGAAUCACCAAACCAAUCAGGGAGAACUAUUCAGAUUUAUGAAUGUUUGUUUGAUCUAGGGCUUGAGAUGUAUGUGUGUUUUGUUUUUAUGUUUCCUCCUUCCCUCUCCCACGAACUUUUACCCAAUGUGCCUAACAAAUCCAAAUGAGAAUGUGCCCCCCCUCCUCUGCAGUAAUGGGGGGAAACUGAAAUAUGUCUCCUUCCUGCUUUGUCAGUAAAGUUGGCUUUUUAAUUUUUUUUUUUUUUUUUUUUUUGCAAGGGGAGGAGAUGGGAAUUAAUCCUGUGUUUCAUUUGAAACUGUUGUUUGUCCUAUAACAUUCUUGCAAGAAUUUAUGAUCAUGUGUAAAGGACGGUGUUUGCUGGUGUCCUCUGUUCUGGAGACGAUUUAGGAGUAUGGAAAAGCAGCAGAACCUAAAGAACAUGGCUUUGUUGUGACAGACUGUGUUUUAUGGUACUGAGUAUGUGUUGUCUAUGGACAAAAUGCCAAUUUGCAAAAUUGCUUUGUUUUGCUAACUAAAUAGUGGAAAUAAAUGCAGACCUGCAGGUCAUUGUGUAUGCAUAUGACCUUUCUGUGAGCUGCAUAGGUCGAACUCUGAGCGUGACAUCAAACACUUAAGUGUUCAGUGUGUAAACCUCAUAGUAACAAAUAACUAUGUUCAUACUAGUCACCCCACAUGUGCACUAGUAACACUGAAUACUAUAACAGUAGCAUUUCUAGUUAAGUGUACCAUUCAAAACCAUUUUUUCCCCAUUGUAUGUUUAUGAAUUAAGGAGACUUGACACCCUGUUUCAUAUCCUAGAGAAAUGUUUUCAAACAUUCUAGUCUUGCUCAAAAAAAUAAACAAGAUUUCCUGAAAACAAUAAAUAAAAUUUAAACGUUGCAUAAAAGGUUUUGAUUGUAGAAUGUCAUGCACAACAGACAGAAGGAAAUUGAUGCUAAUAUGCUUUGUCUAAGAACACCUUAAACUUGACAGGCUGGCUCUAGAUAUAUCUUUGUUUAGAUGGAUUGUAUGGUGGUUGCACUCAAGGAGCUGGUAUGCUGUUUGAACUGGUCUGUUGGGAAUUGGAAUGGAAUCCAGAAAUCUUUAAAAUCUAUGAUGUCAUUGGCAUUGUAUUUAUUUUUUACCAUUAUCAGCCACACAUUUUAGAUUGUGUGUGUUUGUAUUUUUAAUUUCCCAGCAAAAUAUGUCGAUUGUUCAGGUCCAGAAAGUAAAAAUCCAGACCAAUUUUUUUCAACCAAGUAGUUGAGUAUAUAGAGUACUCGGCUGGUUGGUUGAAGUAAAAUUUUGGUCUAGAUUCUUACUUGCUGGACCUGAACGAUCCACCUCUGAAAAUGCGUGUCCUUACUUCUGCUCUUUGGACUUCAGGCUGGGUAAGAUGGUACACAGGAUGGACAAGAAUUAUGGGAGAGGAAGCUGACUGAGUUUGAUUGAAAUCUGGUUUAAACACAUUUUGAUGAUGAACAGCCUUUAUACUGCUCUGGUAAGGCUGACUUACUUUCUCAAAGAACAAUUAAUACAAAGCUGUACCCAUGUGUGCCUGACUUGCUUUAUUUUUUAUCAUCAGUUUCAGGCGGCAUAAUUUCAUGGAUUUUAAGUUUCUGUCCAUUACAUGGAAUCUGGUUGCAUCACUGCGGAGUUAAAAAGCUAGCAAAUAUGUAUGAUUUUAUCUGUAAAGAGGUGAAUAUGUAAAAUGUAUAUCUAUAAAAUUAACCAUAAGCUAUCAUGCAAAGUGUGCAACGAGAAGGUCUAGCAUGGUAUAAGUAGAAUUAAAAGCCAUCUGUUUCAUUGUG